This is a messenger RNA of Amoebophrya sp. A120, 4155 nucleotides long. The record is from the annotation of a GenBank genome assembly. Lineage: Eukaryota; Dinophyceae; Syndiniales; Amoebophryaceae.
AGCCAUUGCCAUACCUAAUCGAAUAUGACGAAACCGCAACUCGUUUUUUUGAGAGAUCACGUCGUUGCGUUGCAUGGUCUGGUUGCUACCGCAUGUCCUUCGUUCGGAGUGCAGUAAUACAGUCGACCUCAACCGCCCCGACCGCGAGGCCCGGAGCGGAUGUAGCGUCACACACUCUCUCGCCGACGCCUGCAGCCAGUAGUGCCACAGCCUCGCCAGAACGUCAGGGCCCCUGCUUUCCAAGCACAACGUCGACCCUUAUUCCGCGCGCUUUGGGAAGAUGGAGCGACAAAUCAAGAACAACCUGCACUGGUCGAGAACGCACUUGGUUCGCUGCGGCACUAUCCUGCGCCCCGCUGGUGGAGACGGUCCGCACAGCGGUUGGAAAUUUUUGCGUCGCCGAGAUGCAGCAGCGUGCGAAGGGCGUUUUUUCCUCGACGCGUCUUCAUUCCUUCGCACUGCCGCUGGAAAUUCCUCCGCUACCCUCCGCGGGCCGGGUGGCGGUGCCACCUUUGUCGCUUCCGAUCGCAUGGCGCGGACGCCGUGUGCGCCCCUGGGCCGGACCGCUCAGCGAUCAUCCCUCCGGAUUCAAAUUCCGCCUUCGCCGCCGGACAAAAAGGUGUGGCUCGCUUGUCGCCGCCUCCGUGUUUGCCUGGACAAUUGUGGAGAUUCGAAAUCGAUACAGAGAUCGCUGCCUUCUCGAGAAAACCCUGGCGCACCGCCGGGAGCAGCAGAGGCGCGUGUUGGAAGAAGGCAAGAACCGGCAACUCCAGCGCAAGAACCUACUUGCAGCAACUACUAUUUCGGACGCAGAUUCAGAUAAAAUGAGGAACAUCGAUCAUUCAGAAAUAAGUCCUGUCGUCGGCGAAAGGAACAGUCAUGUACUGAAAAUAGCGCGGCCCAUCGUCUUCGUGCCUGGAUACAAAGGGUCCACGCUGCGCUCGACAAAGAGCGCACUCUCCGUGGGCUGGGGCACGGUGCCCUCGGUUUUCAAAGGGUUACUGCACCCAAAGCGCAACCUGCAGCUCGCUUGUGAGGCCGACUCCUGGGACCCAGAAACGCACACGCUCGCGACCGACGAGUUCAAACCCUCGGGGCUGGUGAAGGCCUACCGACUUUUCGGGUUCCUCACGCUGCACCCGGGCCACACCCUCAUGCAGCAGUUUUUGCGCAGGGUGGCCGAGGAGGAGAACCGAGUGUACUACGAGUUUGUGUACGACUGGCGACGUCCCGCACUGGAGAUCGCGGAGCAGCUCCGACGAUUCGUGGACCAGGUAACGCGUGAGCACGAGGGCAACAGGCCGGAAGUGGUCGCGCACAGCUUCGGCGCAUUGCUAGUGUUGCGCUUGCUGCAUGACGCCCGUUGUGAGAUCAUCGAAGAUCAUUGUUGCGCGGAGGACACCAAAACUGUUGCUCAUAGCGACGAAGACAAGCCACCGAAUGGCGCAGCAGGAUCUUCAUCUCCGAAUAUUAGAGUGACGCCCAUUACUCCACCUAACACACCGUACGCCAGUGUGAAGUGGUCUGGCUCGCUGGGGGCAAAACACGACAACAAUCCCACGCUCGUCGCAAUGGAUUGCUUCGUGCAAAAUUAUGGUCGAGAGGAGGCUCCUGCUGCAGUGAGUAGCAGUACAUCAACCAAAGAGCUGUCCAUCACCGGGGAAUCAUCGACUCCGAAGCGGGCCGGUGCUGCGGUGGAACAACCAGUGUCGGCGGUACUAAGCGUGCACUCUGCCGUACUCGUGGGACCGCCGGUACGCCUCACACCGUACUUUUUGAUGGACAUGCUCUACGGCGACCCCGACUUUCUUCUCGACGGCGCGACCCACUUCACCUUUCCCAGCGUGUACACCUUUUUCCCCGACAACUAUUACAAUGCCGAGGGGCGUUGGGUUAGUCGUCUCGGAGUGGACAGAACGAAUUUUAAUAGUGUGUCUGAGGCGGGCGCGGGGAAGGUCGAGGAAAACGUAAACGUAAACGAGAGCGGCUUCUUAUCAAGUCUUGAGAGAACAAGUAGACAUGCUGCGGACACUGCUUCACGAGGUGCAUGCGGCGAGGAAGCGAAAAGUGAUUAUCAGCAUCCUGUUUCGUGUCGUGCCAGUGAAUUUCAGCACAAGGUGGAAGAAAAGAUACUUUCGCCGAUGAAGCGCGCAAAUGGUAAAAAUGUUGAAUCCGACGGGAAAAAAACAACAGCUCCCGAGGACGACAGUGACAUCGCCCACGACACCGUGCACCAACAGCGGACCCAAACCCUUUAUGAUCGCUUAAUCCGGGUGGGCGAAGCGUCUGGUUGCCCUGGCCUUUCGCGCUUUCUGCACGAGACACGGUCGGCUGCCUGGCUUGGCUGCUUGUCCUCGGGUAUCACUGCGUUUUACGACUUCGGAAAAAUAUGGCGGAAGGCUGACUAUAGAAAGCCUGGCGAUAUUUAUCAGCGAGACCAAGAGCGACAAAAACAGGUUGCUGCCGUCGAAGAUAAUGUUCGCCCCCAGUCGUUAACAGGGAGUGCCACUGGCAGCACGUAUUGCGGAACAUCCCGAAGUAAAGCCCGCCAAGUCACGAAUGCUAGUACCGGGAACAGUUACCACGCAAAUCUGCAGUCUGGCAUGCCGGGCGUUGUAGCGGAAGAGGAUGACCGCAUCUGCCUUGACUUCCACGAGAAGGACCUCUGGCUCAACAUAUCAAAGAAAACGCAUAGUGCCCCACGACCAGAAGAGCGGUCUCUACUAUACGCAAACUUUCUACACGAAAACUUUUUGUAUCGCAUGAAGGGAAACAUCAUGCGAGCUUCCUUUGGGAAAAACUUCUGCAAUACGGAGGAAACACUUCUUCCACGCGCUCGGGGGUGGGCACUUUUCCAUAUGAUGCAACACGCUUGCUGUUCCGAGGCGGCUGUCCGACCCGGCCGCGGAGGAGCACUUGCGGCAUUGUCUAGCGCUCGCGCGGGCCUUUUGGCAAGGGUUUUGCAUCGCAGGCGAAGAUAUCAAUUGCAAAUAUGUCUGGGUCUGGAAAAAUGCAAGUUUGUCAUGCUUGUCUGGCAUGACUCAUAAAUCUGUAAUGCAUGAACAGGAAAAGGGCCUCUUGCCUGUCAUGCAAACACGCAGUUUGCCAUGCGGAUAAGGAAACACAGGAGCAGCUGAAAAAUUUGUCAUGCUUAGCUGCGUAUUGCAGUCCGCCCACUAGUCAGAUUUUAGCAUCACAAGUUUCCAGACCCAGACAUAUUUGCAUUUGAUAGAAGAUUCAGAAACCUCGACAAACACUUCGACUCCAUUGGCCUCUGAUGUCCCUGUGGCCUUUAUCGUGGGGACAGGCCACGCCACCGGGGAGACCCUGGUGUUGCUCCAAAGCGAUAGAAAUUCUAGUUGUACAGCUUUUAGCAAAGCUGUUGACCACGACAGCUCAGGAACUACAUCUUGGUCUUCUGACUUUGAAGACAUUAUCGACACAAGUGCCACAACAUGCUGGAGUACUGUUGCUUUAGAUGUUGAAAAGUCGUCGUAUAAUAACACGAGCGGGACCUGCUCCGACGAUCGUGGCCACAACUUUUGGUUGUACGGCAGCCCUGCUCUGGUCCCAGGCGACGGUCGGUUACCAGCAAACAGGAUCCUACCUCAGUUCCGGCCUGAAGAAUCCAAUACAGAUAGAAGCUUUAUUACUGCUAGUUGUGCUCGGAGAAAUUUAUUACGUACGCUUGAAAGCUCACCUGUGUACGAAACGCGAAACACUCACAGCACUAUGCUGAAUGACCUUGAAGUUCUGAAUGAAGCGAUGAUGCACGUAGGCAUGUGACCUGCCGAGAUGACAACUUUCACGACUCCCGAUUGUAUAGCCUUACCUGAGUCCCCCGUAAUUGUAGGUUUCUGUUUUUUCGACAUCAAAUUGAAUGAAUCAAUCUCCCAUGUGACAUAAACCCAGGCCGUGGACUACCAUUCAUAGUGUAGCCGUGCUGCUUUGACUUUGGUUCCUUACUUUCGUGUAUUAGAACAACCGAUGUAGUUACGAGUUUCUAAUAGUAGAUCCGUAUCUCUUGACGUUUACUUGAAACAGAACAACGCAGAUAUUCGACGUAUUUUGAUUUAGCGAUUCAGCUACUGUCUAGAACGAGGGACUAGCAGAACUAGGUCAUGAAAUGAAUCUCGCCCGUGUAGCAUUCUCGAU